This is a messenger RNA of Paramecium sonneborni, 1284 nucleotides long. Lineage: Eukaryota; Ciliophora; Oligohymenophorea; Peniculida; Parameciidae. The record is from the annotation of a GenBank genome assembly.
AUGAAAUUAAAACAAUGUUUCAUAGUAGCUGUUAAACCUAUCAAAAUAAACAAGACUAUAGAAAGAAUAGGUAAAUUGCCUUCUAAAUAUUUGAUGUCUCCAAUCUUAAAGGAAUAAUAAGAUAUAAAUCCUUAAGAAUUGAAAGAUUAAACCAAUCUAAAUUUCUAAUAUUAAUAUCAACCUAAUAAAGUUGGAAGAGAUAGCGAUUAUUUUUUAACAAAUUAAAAAUAUAAAGAAUUUGCAUAUAAGAAUCCACAUGGUAAAGUUCAUAUAUUCAAAUACUAAGAUGUAAAUUUUACUUUGGCAGGAUCAUAAUGGGAGCAUAUUCCAAUAAGAAAUCUAUAUAAAUUAUUAUUAUUUUCUAGACCUUCAUUAAUAAUGUUAUAAAUGAAACCAGAUUAAAUACUUAAAGGUUUUGAUUAUAAAUUUAAAUCAUCAAAGGAUUAUAUAAAUUAAAUAGUAAGAGAGCCUGAUGAGAUUAUGCCUGCUGGUUAUCAUGAAAAGAUAGCAGAGGUAUUGGAACAUGAAAAGUUAGAAUUUUUAGAAUAUGAACCUUACAUAAAUAAAGAAAGAAUAGAUUAUGAUAAAAUAGCUACUAUUUCUUAUUAUGCUAAAAAAUUUAAUGCUAAAAUUAUGUUAGCUGAUAUUCCAGCUCUCAUUUUUAGAGAAACUCUAUGCAAUUAAUUAACACUUCCUUAAUUAUAAUAAUAUUUUAAAGUUGCAUGUAUAGCAACACCAUAAAAUCCAGAUAUUUAUCCUAAUACUCCUAUGAAUGUUGCAUAUUAAAUAUUACCUGAUAUAUUUUUAAGAAGAUCAGAUGAAUUUAUGACUACUCUUGUAGAAUAUUUGGCAGCCAAGAAAUCAUAUAAAAGAGUAUUUGCUUUAUUAGGUAACAUGUAAUCUGAUGCAAUUGUUGAUUUAUUAGAUAAUAAGUCUGCAUCUCAUUUAAAAUAUGAAUUAGAGAUUCCAAAAAUAAAGAGAACUCUUUUUAAAGAUUUAACAUGUGAAGAUUUAGUUGAAAGACAUGCAAUAUUAGAUGUAAUGUAUUAUGGAGAUAUUGAACAAGAAGUUGAUCCUGAAUAAUAAGAUUAUUAUUUUCCAGAAACUAUGACUAUUAUUGAUAAAUAUGCAGAUCCAUAAUUUAUUGAUAAGACUCGUCCUGCAUAAAUGAGAUAUUUACAUUUGGAAAUGCUUAAAAAAUAUUCAAUAUUUCAAAGCAAAUAUUAUAAAAUUGGUAAAUAAAAAUUAAAAGAAGAAUAUAUGGAAAAAGCUAAGAUUAUUUGA